CGGCGGCGGCGGCGGCGAAGAAGGGGGCGGAGAGCGAGGAGCGCGGUGGGACGGGGUCUGGACCGCUCGUACUUCGGGCCGUGGGAUUCUCUCCGCGUCGGCGGUAGUAGUAGCUGCCUCUGCAGCCGCAGCAGCAGGUUUGUGCGAGGGAUUCCUGAAGAAGGCAGGAGAUGGUCUAAAUUAAGUAUCAAUCAUUGACACCAUGAACUGGAAUAAAGGUGGCCCUGGCACUAAGAGGGGAUUUGGCUUUGGAGGUUUCGCUAUUAGUGCGGGAAAGAAGGAGGAACCAAAACUCCCACAGCAGUCCCAUAGUGCCUUUGGGGCAACCAGCUCUUCUGGAUUUGGAAAGUCGGCUCCACCACAGCUCCCUUCCUUCUACAAAAUUGGUUCUAAACGGGCCAACUUUGAUGAAGAAAACGCAUAUUUUGAAGACGAGGAAGAAGAUUCUAGCAAUGUUGAUUUACCUUACAUUCCUGCUGAAAACUCACCUACCCGCCAGCAAUUCCAUUCCAAGCCAGUAGAUUCUGAUAGUGAUGAUGAUCCCUUAGAGGCAUUCAUGGCUGAAGUGGAGGAUCAAGCGGCUAGAGACAUGAAGAGGCUUGAAGAAAAGGACAAGGAAAGAAAAAACGUAAAGGGUAUUCGAGAUGACAUUGAAGAGGAAGAUGACCAAGAAGCUUAUUUUCGGUACAUGGCAGAGAAUCCAACUGCUGGCGUGGUUCAGGAGGAAGAGGAGGAUAAUUUGGAAUAUGAUAGUGAUGGAAAUCCAAUUGCACCUUCCAAAAAAAUCAUUGAUCCUCUUCCUCCCAUUGAUCAUUCAGAGAUUGACUAUCCACCAUUUGAAAAAAAUUUUUACAAUGAACAUGAAGAGAUAACCAACCUCACCCCACAGCAGCUAAUAGAUCUCCGGCAUAAGCUCAAUCUUCGGGUUUCUGGUGCUGCACCUCCUAGACCAGGAAGUAGUUUUGCUCAUUUUGGGUUUGAUGAGCAACUUAUGCACCAGAUUCGGAAAUCUGAGUACACACAACCCACUCCAAUACAGUGCCAGGGUGUACCUGUGGCAUUAAGUGGUAGAGACAUGAUUGGUAUUGCCAAAACAGGCAGUGGGAAAACUGCAGCCUUUAUCUGGCCCAUGUUGAUUCAUAUAAUGGACCAGAAAGAAUUGGAACCGGGUGAUGGACCAAUUGCAGUGAUUGUGUGUCCUACUAGGGAGCUUUGUCAGCAGAUCCACGCAGAAUGCAAGCGGUUUGGGAAAGCGUAUAAUCUCCGAUCAGUAGCCGUGUAUGGAGGAGGGAGCAUGUGGGAGCAGGCCAAGGCCCUUCAGGAAGGGGCAGAGAUUGUUGUCUGUACACCAGGUCGACUUAUUGAUCAUGUGAAGAAGAAAGCUACCAACCUUCAAAGAGUCUCUUACCUUGUAUUUGAUGAAGCAGAUCGAAUGUUUGACAUGGGAUUUGAGUACCAGGUGCGAUCCAUAGCAAGUCAUGUCCGUCCCGACAGACAGACUCUCUUAUUCAGUGCAACUUUUCGGAAAAAGAUUGAAAAACUGGCCAGAGACAUCCUGAUUGACCCUAUUCGUGUGGUGCAGGGGGAUAUUGGAGAGGCAAAUGAAGAUGUGACUCAGAUUGUGGAGAUUCUGCAUUCUGGGCCUAGUAAAUGGAACUGGCUCACCCGGCGUCUAGUGGAGUUUACCUCUUCAGGAAGUGUCCUCCUGUUUGUUACUAAAAAAGCCAAUGCUGAAGAGCUAGCCAAUAACCUUAAACAGGAGGGUCAUAGUCUUGGCCUGCUCCAUGGUGACAUGGAUCAGAGUGAAAGAAACAAGGUUAUUUCAGACUUUAAGAAAAAGGACAUCCCAGUCCUCGUGGCCACAGAUGUUGCAGCCCGUGGUCUGGACAUUCCUUCAAUUAAGACUGUCAUUAACUACGAUGUGGCACGAGAUAUUGAUACCCAUACGCAUAGGAUUGGCCGAACAGGACGAGCGGGUGAGAAAGGCGUGGCCUAUACCUUGCUGACACCCAAGGAUAGCAAUUUUGCCGGUGACCUUGUCCGGAACUUGGAAGGAGCCAAUCAGCAUGUUUCCAAGGAACUCCUAGAUCUGGCCAUGCAGAAUGCCUGGUUUCGGAAAUCCCGCUUCAAAGGAGGGAAAGGGAAAAAGCUGAACAUUGGUGGAGGAGGCCUAGGCUAUAGGGAGCGGCCUGGCCUCGGCUCUGAGAACACGGACCGAGGAAGUAACAACAAUGUAAUGAGCAAUUAUGAGGCCUACAAGCCCUCCACAGGAGCCAUGGGAGAUCGGCUGACGGCAAUGAAAGCAGCUUUCCAGGUCGGUCUGAAAUUAAGCAUUUAGUUAAGAGCUUUCACUGGUAACUCUUGGGCAGUG
Lagenorhynchus albirostris (white-beaked dolphin) is the source of this 2371-nucleotide messenger RNA. It is a transcript of the gene DDX42, whose product is annotated as DEAD-box helicase 42. The coding region runs from base 203 to 2338 and encodes 711 amino acids. The record is from RefSeq and is a predicted model, not a curated record. Gene Ontology annotation, molecular function: nucleic acid binding; ATP binding; RNA helicase activity. The transcript is spliced from 18 exons. Lineage: Eukaryota; Metazoa; Chordata; Mammalia; Artiodactyla; Delphinidae.